CAAUCUUUUAAACUGUCCGUACUUGACUAUGGCAUCAACAUCUGUUCAAGUUUAUGGUCGUAAGAAGACUGCAACUGCUGUUGCAUUUUGCAAAGCAGGUCAUGGUAUGAUUAAAGUUAAUGGUCGACCACUAGACCUUGUUGAACCAGUUAGUCUCCGUAUGAAGGUUCAAGAACCUGUCCUACUCCUCGGAAAAGAUAAAUUUGCUGGUGUUAACAUUCAAGUUCGUGUUAAAGGUGGCGGUCAAGUGGCUCAGUUAUAUGCAGUUCGUCAAGCUAUAUCCAAAGCCAUAGUUGCAUACUAUCAAAAAUUUGUUGACGAAGCGUCUAAAAAAGAAAUAAAAGAUGUGCUUAUUCAAUACGAUAGAUCACUACUAGUAGCUGAUCCAAGACGUUGUGAAGCAAAGAAAUUUGGUGGACCUGGUGCUCGUGCAAGAUACCAAAAAUCAUAUCGUUAACAUUUUUUGUUGUGUAUACAUUUCUGAAUGGAAAAUAUAAUUGCUAUAUCAUA
Messenger RNA from Hydra vulgaris (swiftwater hydra), 510 nucleotides. Its product is annotated as small ribosomal subunit protein uS9. NCBI's taxonomy places the organism in Eukaryota, Metazoa, Cnidaria, Hydrozoa, Anthoathecata, Hydridae. The record is from RefSeq and is a predicted model, not a curated record. Gene Ontology annotation, molecular function: structural constituent of ribosome; RNA binding. Gene Ontology annotation, cellular component: cytosolic small ribosomal subunit; ribosome. Gene Ontology annotation, biological process: maturation of SSU-rRNA from tricistronic rRNA transcript (SSU-rRNA, 5.8S rRNA, LSU-rRNA); translation.